CGGCUCUUGUUUCUCUGCGCAGACCAGUCCGUGGCUAUAAGAACAUGCUGUUCAGUCUGAAUUCCUCAGAAACUGUGUGCCGAUUCUCCGAGCACGAGAAGUUCUGUCUGAUACGACAAUUCUGCUUAUUGCUGGUGUCAACAUGUCUAACACGCCAUUCGCCUCGCUGAGCGGAGGCAUUCCGAACAACGCACAAGACUUUGCAGCAUCUAUCAUCUUCACCGUUGCUUUCGCAGUGUUGAUCCCAAUAUGCAUCUUCCGACUUGUCGUCAAAGAAACUCGAACAAGAAUCUUGAUUCGACCCUUGAUCUUCUGUCUCACACAAGCAGUGGCUUAUGGCAUGCGCGCGGCGAUCGCAAAUGGCAGUACUUCGACGGGCAUAUACGAAGCCUCUGAGAUCUUGCUCCUCGCUGGCUUCAGUGCAAUUUGCGAGCCCAUCCCAGCGCUGUUGACACGUGUGGCGGGCAAAUACAGCAAAGGAGCAUCUCAGCAUGCAGAGAAUCGGCUUCAACAGCGCGUUCUUCUUCUCUGUCGCCUUGCUAUCACGGUCGCACUCAUCCUUGGCAUCGUCGCCUCGACAGACAUAAGCGCAAACGAAAGUCAGAGCACAAUGAAUAGUAUCAAACAAUACAGAAUCGCCAACGCUGCACUCAUCAUCGGUGCCAUCAGCACCUCGGCAAUCAUCGCAGUCAAUCUCAUAUCGGCUCGUCUGCUUCAGAUCCGUGCCGUCGUCGUACUCGUAAUCCAGUGUGCUUUGCUUAUCAUCACCGCAGCUUACAAGCUGGGCAGCACGCUCGACCGACCAGCCAACUUUUCACGCUCAGGCAAGAUUGUGUUUUACAUUCUCACCGGGGCCGUAGAAUGGCUUGCCACCCUCAUCUUCUUUGCUGUCAAUAUCAACCAAUUCUUUCCUCCUCGGAUUACAAGAGCAUCUGAAACCUCGAUAGCUCAUGAACAGAAUGACAAGACAAUCGCCGUCUCGCUGCCCGGCACUCGCGACGAGCCCUCAAAGGAAUAUGUAUAGAGCGUAGUACUGUUGCGCAGCACAGCCCAUUGAAUCGCGCAGGUGCAGACAAGCAAAUGAAGGCGUUUGAGUGGCACAUCCGGCGAAGGUGAAGUCGAGCGCUAUUUGCGGGCGACUUGAGAGCGAGAGCACGAAAGGGAUCAAAGACUCACAAGGUUGCCAGCUGUGUUGACUAUAGGGCGAAUACCGCGUUGCUAUGCGCACUGGACAUUUGACCAGGCACGUUGUCGAGCCACGAGCUGGUCCGACGAGCGAGCAAGCCUCCAAGGCUGGCCGCAUGCGGCAG
Mixia osmundae IAM 14324 is the source of this 1310-nucleotide messenger RNA. RefSeq lists its product as uncharacterized. The coding region runs from base 143 to 1024 and encodes 293 amino acids. NCBI's taxonomy places the organism in Eukaryota, Fungi, Basidiomycota, Mixiomycetes, Mixiales, Mixiaceae. The record is from RefSeq and is a predicted model, not a curated record. The transcript is spliced from 7 exons.